AUGGACGGUGCUUGGAAACUCUUAGCUAAGUCCCGGGAAGUGCUUGGAAAAGCUAAGGGGGCAGUGACCGAUGCUGUAAGAGCUGCAGCAGCAGCAGCAGGGAGAGGAGAGGAGUACUUAAGUGGCAGUGGUGGUAUUGACGAUCUGGAUACAAGUGGUGGCGGUGGUAGCACCACCACCGUUUCCUCUCCAUCCCCAGCACCAGCAGUAAGAGUCUCAGGGGGCUCGUUGAGAAAGCUCCAAGCGGCAACUGCUGUGGGUGAUGGUUCCGUCUGGUUUGGGUUCAGGUCCGGCGCGCUGGUUCGGAUCGACAGGUUCGGGGCGAGAAUGCAGGAGGUGGGGUUGGAUGCGGGAGUGUGCUGUCUCUGUGUUGUGGGGUUGAGGCUUUGGGUGGGGAUGGCGGAUGGGGGGAUAGUAGUGCUUGGGGCGAGGAAUGGAAGGAGAUUAGGACUUGUCAUCCCUGGUGGCAGUAUUAGCAGCAGUAGUAGCGGCAGUGGUGCCGCCGCUGACAGUAGCAGCUACAGUACCUCCACAACAACGGUGGGCCAGUUUGUCCUAUCCGUCGCAAAAAAUGGCGAAGUUUCAGCUUGGCCCUCCACCCUCCCCUCGCCGCCCCUGGAAUCCGCACUACACGCCGCCCUCGCCGCCCACUCCCAGGCAUUCACUAAAAGACGAAAGCUGCAAGUGGCAACUGGAACAUGGAACGUGGGGGAGGAGAAACCCGACGGGGAGACUGUCCAGGCUUGGCUGGGGGAGGUGGCUAGAGGGGCGGAUGUGGUUGCAGUGGGGCUGCAAGAGGUUGAGAUGGGUGCAAGGGCCAUUGCCCUUGCUGCAGCGAAGGAAUCGGUCGGGAUGGGUUUGCAGGAGAAAGAGAGCGGUGCUGCGCAGGAGUGGACUGCGGUUAUUCGGAAGGCCCUUGGUGCUGCUGGUUCUGCUGCUGGGGGUGGUUCUUCUGCUGGUUCUGCUGGUGCUUCUGCUGGUGGUUCUUCUGGUCUUACUGUUUCCUCUGACCCUUCCUCUCUCUCUGCCUCCUCCUCUUCCUCCUCUUCUGCUGCUGCCUGUGCGGAUGAUGGUUUUGUGCGAAUCGCGUCGCGACAGUUGGCCGGCAUGCUGCUGACUGUGUGGGUGCGAGAGUCUCUCCUUCCGGAUAUAUCUGACGUUGAGACGGGAGCCGUGGCGUGCGGUUUCGGCCGAGCGCUUGGCAACAAGGGAGGGGUGGGCGUGCGCAUGACAAUAUGCGGGCGCGUCUGCGCAAUCAUCAACUGCCACCUGGCAGCACACGACAACGCGACAGCUAAGCGCAACGAGGACUGGCAUCGCAUUUACACGAGCAUGGAGUUUGGACGAUCUAUGGGUACCGUGGGCACUGCUGCCACCAAUGCAGCUAAAGCCGCUGGAGCUGGCUUCCAAUCGGCUGUUCAAGGUUUUGUGAAGGCUGCAGGGAGGGGCGUGGGGGGGGCGGCAGGGGCGGCAGGCUUUGUCCCCAUCUCCAGCACUCAAGGCACCGACGUGUCGGGCUCUGAUUGGCCAAACGCUGCAGCUGGUAUCAACAGCAGCUCCAGCAUUGGAAGCGUUGAUUCAUAUGCUGAGAGCGAUCUGCUCAUUUGGAUGGGCGAUUUGAACUACCGCCUUGACGGGAGCGACCUGCUCAUUUGGAUGGGCGACUUGAACUACCGCCUCGACGGGUGUUCAUACGACGAGGCAUGCAGCGCCAUUGCAAGGAGGCGGUACCCGCUGCUGCUGGAGUGUGAUCAGCUGAGGGCGGAGAUGAAGGCAGGGAGGGCGUUUGUGGGCAUGCAGGAGGGAAAGGUUGACUUUGCCCCGACCUACAAGUUUGAUCGUGGGACGUUCAACCCCCUGGGUGAGUGUUUUUUCUGCUUGUUGAAAGGGGAGAUGAAGGCCGGGAGGGAGUUUGUGGGUAUGCAGGAGGGGGUGGUUGACUUUACACCGACCUACAAGUUCGACCGUGGGACGUUCAACCCUCUCGGUGGGUGUCUGUUCUGGUUUCUCCUGGUGUUUUCCCUCCCUUCUUCUCAGACCCCUCUAAUCCCUCCAAUUUCCAUCCAUCCCAUGCCAAUCGUCCCUCCCCAUCCCUCCCAGUGUAUGAUUUCCGCGUAUGAUUCCGGUGAGAAGCGAAGGGUCCCUGCCUGGUGCGACCGCAUCCUCUUUAGAGACAGCUUCACUAGCAGCAGCGGCGCAUCCCAGAGUGGUGAAACAAGCAGGAUCGAUUCGUCAGGCCCGAUACGGGAUGGUAGCGGUGGCAACACUGGUGUGGCCAAGGGGAGAACCUCUCUCUCCCACCCUGUUUCAGUCGAAGUUCUACGCUACACAUCCUGCAUGGCGGCCUUUCAGAGCGAUCACAAGCCCGUCACUUCCCUUAUGCAAGUCACAGUUGCCUGCCCUGACGCUGCUGCUCAGAGAUCCCUGGUUACCCGCCUCCUCGCUUCUCCACUCCUCUCCACCCCUCUCUCCUCCACUAGCACCACUAGCUCCGCCACCCCCACCCCUGCCACUGACCUCCUCUCUUUAGCUCCUGGAGGUAACCUCUCCCCUGCUGUCUCUUCCUUUGAAACUCCCCCUCUUGCCUCUCCUCUAGCCUCCCCUCUCUCCUCCCCUCUUGAGGCGCCACAAGAAUCAUAUCCCCCUCUCAGCUCGCUGCUACGGCAAAUGGCAGCAUCCCAACGCUCCUCUCUCCUUCCAUCGAGCACUUUUGUGAGAAUAGACCUGGCUUCGGGAAGAGCUUCGGUCAUGGUGAGCAAUAAGGGUGAGAAGAGCACAGGGCAUCCGAUGGGGUUUAGAGUGGUCUGCGAGGGUGAGGGUGGGUUGAAGGAGGAGGAGGUGGUGGAGGGACGGAAGGACGGGGAGAAGAGGAUGGGAGGAUCUGGUACUGGAAAUGACAUUGGGGUGACUACAGGUGGAGAUGUGAUUACAAUGGAAGAAGGGUUGAGAUGCGAUUGGCCUAUUUGGCUGCAGGUGCAACCUGGUUCAGGUGUUAUCCCGCCUGGGGAAUCCGCUACAGUGGAAUUCACCCUUAGACACUCAGAAGGCGUAGCAGCGGCGGAGCAAAGCAAAGAAGGCAUGAAGCCUGGUAGUGGGGUCGGCACGCCGCUACAUGACACAACAGGUCCCUCCAAUGGCUGUGUCCUUGUAAUGGGAGUGACCACAUGGGGACCCACAGCGUUGACUCUGAGGACGCAUAGAUUCGGCCUGGUUAUUCCGCAGUUUGUUUAG
Molecule: messenger RNA, 3231 nt
Organism: Closterium sp. NIES-65
Lineage: Eukaryota; Viridiplantae; Streptophyta; Zygnematophyceae; Desmidiales; Closteriaceae
Source: the annotation of a GenBank genome assembly